CACACAGGGAGGCAGUGGCUGCUGCAGAGUCACUUCCAAUAGGAGCUCGUUUGUUUGACGUCUCAUCCUGAAGGACGGAGCACAAGGAGGAUCAGUGACUUGCUCAGGGUCACACACACACAAAGGGAGUCAGUGGCUGCUGCAGAGUCACUUCCAAUAGGAGCUCGUUUGUUUGACGUCUCAUCCUGAAGGACGGAGCACAAGGAGGUUCAGUGACUUGCUCAGGGUCACACACACACGGGGAGUCAGUGGCUGCUGCAGAGUCACUUCCAAUAGGAGCUCGUUUGUUUGACGUCUCAUCCUGAAGGACGGAGCACAAGGAGGUUCAGUGACUUGCUCAGGGUCACACACACACACAGGGAGUCAGUGGCUGAGCUGGUAUUUUGAAUCUCCUGGUAACAAGACCCCUUUAAUCGUUUCUGGUACUGUAAUUUUACGCCUGGAAAACAAUGUGUGUCGUGACAUCUAUCCAACUGAAAAACAUUCCUUUCUGUUAAACAAACUUCAUACCCCCCGCCCACCAGGUACAAUAAAAGCUUCCAGCUUCCUCAGACUCCACACUCGACUUCUCCUGAAGCAAGCACAGAAGAGGAGAAAUAGACUUCAUACCCCUUCUCCGGAAAGUGUCCUGCAAUUGCGACAUUUGCUAUGUCUGCUGUGAAGCGAUCCCUGGAACCCCACCCCUCUGAAUUUUCCCCUUUUGGGAAGGCCUCCCCGCACCCCCUCAUCAUCCCCCAGCCGGAACCCCAGGAGGGGCUGGGAGAGGCGGAGAGGGGCAGGGAGAGAGUGGGGCAGCUUUACAAACUUCUGCAGAAAACUCUGCGUGAGGCGGGACUUCCUGAGACACGAGAUCGAACCAGAGAGCCAGCGAGAGUCUCCUCCAAUUCAGACAUCACCAUCUGUGUGCUGGGAUCUCCCCUGCCAUACCUCUCCCUGCUGCUAGAGGGAGGCAGAGAGGCUCCAGGUGAGGUGUUCCUCUGCCUGUCUCCCUCCUGGCUGUCCCGCUCCUCCUCCCCUCUGCACCCGGGCCUCUCCUCCCUGUUCCUCCACCGGGGCAUCUCCUUCGAGCUGGGGGGCCGCACCUCCCUCGAGGACUUCUGCACCCCCCGCCGUGUCACCUACCUGCUUCCUGUGGUCGGGAAAGAGGGGCAGGAAGUGACCCGGGAGGCAGACUGUCCCAUGGGAAGCUCCCCGAGGCUGGCGGAGCUGCUGGGAGACACGCUCCUGACUCGGGUUCUGCUGGAAAGGAACCGGGUCCGCUGUCCCCCCACCCUGGGGCUGAUGUACCGCCCCCCCCGCUCGUACCAGACCGAGGGCACCACCGUCACCGCGGUCAGUCUGACGGAGAGGGAGGGGCAGGGGGAGCUGGUGCAGAGAGAGGUGCUGAAGUUUCUGGAGUCGCUGGCUAUGGAGCCUUACAGCAAGGUGGUGCUAAAGCCCAGCGGGGGGCGCUGGAGCGGGUCCCAGCGGCCGGUGCGUUUCCUAGAGAAGCAGGACUGCGAGGCGGUCCGGAGGGAGGUGUGCUCGCUGCUGCCCCUGCUGGAGGAGGGAGAAACCGCGCUGCUGGAGGCCUUCUGUCCCACCAUGACUCCAGUGUCUCCUGUCCUCACUCAGACCUGGGAUGCGUACAGACGUGUGAAUGUCCCUCGUCCUGACCUCUCUUUUCGGAUGUGUGCCGUGGUGACCCGAUCUCCCGAGGGACUGCCCCUGCUCAACCAGUUGGUGUGCAGUGUGGGUCGUUCAGACAGUCCUAUUCGGCAUGGCUCCUCCCCUCUUCAGUCUCUAGAGACCACUCUGCAGGAUUGGGGCCUCUCUGACCCGGCCCAGUGCUCCAGCAUACACAGCCAGGUGAAGAGCACUGCUGAAACCUGCCUCCGCGUCGCCAUGGAGAUGGAGGCGGGGCUCUCGCCGGAGCAACGGGGGGGCCGGGCGGCGCAGACGGACAUGAUAGGAGUAGACAUGCUCCUCUCAUGCUCUGGUCAGGUGGUCACCCCCUUCUGCCUGGGUCUCAAGCCUUCUCGCUGCCUGGAGAGCUGCGGGCUCUUCCUGUCCGGGGGCGGGGCUCUGCUGCACACGCCCCUCAACCGCUCCCAGCGCUACAUCAUGGAGGGGCGGAACCUGCUGAUCAUCGGCGCAGGGGGAGUCAGCAAGACCUUCGUGUGGGAGUCAGCGAGAGACUUCGGACUGAAGAUCCACCUCGUGGAGUCCAACCCCACUCACUUCGCGGCCGGCCUGGUCAACACCUUCAUCCACCUGGACCUGACCGACCACAGGCAGGACUCGGAGAACUGCUCCCGGAUCUGCGAGGCCCUGUGCGAGCGCGGGAUCCUCCCCGACGGAUGCCUCACUUUCUGCGAACACUGUGUGGUGCUGGCGGCGCUCGUCUGCGAGCGACUGGGCCUCCGGAGCAGCCCCGCCCCGGCUGUGCGGACCGCCAAACAGAAGAGCCAAACCCACCUCCGCCUGCUGGAGGGGGCCCCUGAGGAACCCAGCCUGGCCGACUUCCUCCGACCCUCUUCCCUGCAACCCAAAACCACCGGCUCUCCUCCUUGCCCUCCCCUCUCAUCCCUAGAACCCACUCCCGGCUGCUGCUACUCCUCUCCUCACCUCUCCUCCCUGAUCCGAACCGUGGAGCCCUCAAACGGAUCCACCACCAUCGCUGAUUCUCCUUCUGCUUCUCCUUCCAACAAAACCAUUUCCGACAUCGCCAACAACCGAGCGAAUCUCACCAAGCUGUCCGGCAAUCCUGUCCGGGAUCCUUCGUCGGAAAAAGCCACACCCGUCGAUAGAAUUUCCGAUCUCUUCCCGGAUUCUCCUCUACCUUUACCUCUUCCUUCCCGCCCCGUUUGGACCCCCUCCCCUCACAUCUACGCCGUGCCCUGCUACCACCUGGAGUCCCGCGCCGAUGUGGAGAAGGCAGCCCGGCUCGUUUCUUUCCCGGCCGUCAUGAAGCUGGAGUACGGGUCCGGGGCGGUGGGAGCGAAACGCGUCAACUCUGCGGAAGAAUGCCAAGCCCACUUUGAGAAGAUCUCCAGCGACCUCCGGGAAGAGACCGACUAUCCAGGCAUCGGGCUAGGCUGGGGCAACGCCAUGACCCUGAUGGAGUACCUCUCGGGCACGGAGCAUGACGUUGACCUGGUCCUCUUCGACGGGCAGAAAGUGGCCGCCUUCAUCUCCGACAACGGCCCCACUAGGGUCCCUGGCUUCACCGAGACGGCCGCCGCCAUGCCCAGCUACCUCCGCCCGGACAAGCGGGCUCAGCUGGUCGAAGCUGCCCUCCGCUGCUGCCUGGGCUGCGGUCUGACAGACGGAGUCUUCAACGUGGAGAUGAAGAUGACCCCCACGGGACCCAGGCUCAUCGAGAUCAACGCCAGGAUGGGCGGCUUCUACCUCCGCGACUGGAUCCGGGCGGUCUACGGGGCCGACAUCCUCUUCGCUGCUUUCGCGGUGGCUUGCGGGCUCCGCCCCAGGAUCCCCGAAGCCUCCCCGCCGCUGUGCCACCUCAUCGGGGUCAUGUGUAUCGUCUCCCAGCAUCUCUGCGCCCUGAGGACCACCACCAGCUUGGAGAUGCUGCGUCUCCUGCACUCCCGAGGGGUGAUCCGUCUCAACCAUUUCAGCGACAGGUUGGUCUCGAGCGAGUACGAGAAUGUCUAUUGCAACGUGGCCUGUCAGAACCAGGACAGAGACGCCGCGAGGCUCCAGCUGCUCAGCAUCUGCCAGAUCCUGGAGAUCGAUUCUCCUGAAUAUCCCGUGUCUUAUUUCUUGUCUGAUUUUAAAUAGAAGCCGGGGAGAGGGUCUGGGGUUUUGUUUAUCAGGUAGCCACAGCUUGACAUAUUAAAUGCUGUUUUAAUGGUAGCAGAAAACGGGGUUGGAGCAUUUUAUGAAUUCAGGUUUAUCAUUGUGUAGUGUAUAUAUAUAAUUUGUUGACAAAUUUGGAACCAAUGUAUAUAUCUGAACCAAUCUAUAUUUACAAACCGAUCUUUCUCCCAUCUUCCCUGCUUUCUAUAGCUUUGUUAGUUCACCUGGAAAAGGAGUCUGAUUAAAAAGCCUUGACUUUAUACCUCCAUCUCCUCCAGGACUCAGGAAAACUCUGGAAGGAGGUCCGGUUGCUCUCUACACGAGUCGGAACCGCUGAACCUUUGAAUGGAGCCCCUUGUUCCCCCCCCCCCCCCAAUUAUAGGAGGCUGUGUGGUCCAGUGGUUAAAGAAACUGGCUUGUAACCAAGAGGUCCCCGGUUCAAAUCCCACCUCAGCCACUGACUCAUUGUGUGACCCUGAGCAAGUCACUUCACCUCCUUGUGCUCCGUCUCUCGGGUGAGACGUAGUUGUAAGUGACUCUGCAGCUGAUGCAUAGUUCCCACACCCUAGUCUCUGUAAGUCGCCUUGGAUAAAGACGUCUGCUAAAUAAACAAACACACACUCAGAGUUAUUUCUUGCGCUGAUCUGGAAAAAAAAAGGUUUGACAGCACAAGAAGCAGUUUUUGCCUUGUAUUGCCGUGCCGAGGCGCAUCCUUUUCAAUUGAGACUUUUUUUUUUUUUUUUUUUUU
Messenger RNA from Acipenser ruthenus (sterlet), 4546 nucleotides. Its product is annotated as carnosine synthase 1-like. The record is from RefSeq and is a predicted model, not a curated record. The transcript has 10 exons. Gene Ontology annotation, molecular function: ATP binding; metal ion binding; carnosine synthase activity. NCBI's taxonomy places the organism in Eukaryota, Metazoa, Chordata, Actinopteri, Acipenseriformes, Acipenseridae. The coding region runs from base 649 to 3780 and encodes 1043 amino acids. Gene Ontology annotation, biological process: carnosine biosynthetic process.